Messenger RNA from Malus domestica (apple), 1539 nucleotides. RefSeq names its product probable acyl-[acyl-carrier-protein]--UDP-N-acetylglucosamine O-acyltransferase, mitochondrial. Gene Ontology annotation, molecular function: acyl-[acyl-carrier-protein]-UDP-N-acetylglucosamine O-acyltransferase activity. NCBI's taxonomy places the organism in Eukaryota, Viridiplantae, Streptophyta, Magnoliopsida, Rosales, Rosaceae. The record is from RefSeq and is a predicted model, not a curated record. Gene Ontology annotation, biological process: lipid biosynthetic process.
UAGCACUAUAUAGGUAACCAAACAUUACAUUACACCACAGCUGUUUACUUAUGCUAAAUGAAGUACACCCGCCUCAGAUUGGUGGAUUAUUGACGGUAAAUGGUGAAGUUGGGCCUACAAAGUGAAAAAAGGUAUAAAUCGAGAAAAGCAGAGUACGAGUCUGAGUGAGGCCACGGGACGAACACCAUGCGUGCGUUGGUGAAAGUUGGCGGCAAACGCUUAAGCUCUGCGCUGAGCAGCCUCAGCUCGCCGUAUAUCCGCCGCUUCUGCAGCAGCCUUAACUCCGGCUCCGUUCAUCCCAGUGCAAACGUUCACCCCAAUGCCGUUUUGGGUCAGGGUGUUUCAAUUGGACCCUUUUGUACUGUUGGAUCGUCGGCGAAGGUUGGCAAUGGCUGCCGAUUAUACCCCGGAAGCCAUAUUUUUGGAAAUACAGAAGUUGGGGAGCGUUGUGUUUUGUUGACUGGUGCCAUUGUUGGUGAUGAUCUUCCAGGGCGUACCGUGCUCGGGUGUGAUAAUGUUAUUGGACACCAUGCCGUGGUUGGUGUCAAAUGCCAAGAUUUGAAGUACAAGUCAGGGGAUGAAUGUUUCCUUGAUGUUGGGGACAACAACGAUAUCAGAGAGCAUACUUCAAUCCACCGAUCUUCAAAGUCGAGUGAUAUAACAGCUAUUGGGAAUAACAAUCUUAUCAUGGGAUCUUGUCAUAUUGCCCACGAUUGCAAGAUCGGAAACAACAUCAUUUUUGCAAAUAAUACAUUGCUGGCAGGCCAUGUUGUGGUGGAAUGUUACAUCGUGUCUUGCAUUUCAAACUCCUCUUCUACAUCAAAUGAUUAUGCUCACACAGCAGGGGCUGUCGUCGUUCAUCAAUUCUGCCAUGUUGGCUCUUUCUCAUUUAUUGGUGGUGGCUCUGUGAUCACACAGGAUGUUCCAAAGUACAUGAUGGUUGCAGGAGAAAGAGCUGUGCUUCGUGGUUUAAACCUUGAAGGUCUACGGCGUAAUGGAUUCACAGCCGCAGAGAUCAGAAGCCUGAGAACAGCUUACCAAAAGAUAUUCAUGCCUGCUGAUGAAAAUUCCGGGGAUUUUGAAGAAUGUCUUUCCCACGUGGAGCUGCAUGCUGAAUUGGCUCAUAUACCUGCAGUCCGUUCCAUGGUGCAGUCUAUCCGUGACUCUUUUGAAGGAAAGCGACGUGGAAUAUGUAAAUUCAGACAUUGGAAUGGCUCUUAAAAGCAUGUAACAGUGACCUAACUGCUAGUGUAUUUACAAAACCGCUGAGGAUGUGCUCCGGUAUGUAGUAUGAAGAACUUGCCAGGCAGCUCGUGGUUGUGCCGAGGAAACAAUGGAAUACAACAAGAAGUCGCAGAUGCAUAGCAGAAUGUAGAAUCUUUUUCAACUAGUGAAUUGUUUGAAGGAAAUUACUUGUGCAAUUUCUUUGAAGUUAGAAAAAACAAACAUUCCUUUGAAUUUUUGUGCAAGAACAUUGACCUCAAAUUCACAGAAAAUGCUAGGAAUUCAUUUGAUGCUUUAAAAAUGUUUGUUUUUUAA